GAAGAAAGUUCAUAAAUUUCAGAGCAAACCCAUUUCAUAAAUCCCUCACUCAAUUCUGAUUUCCAAACAGAGCUACAUCACCGCCUCUGAAUAAAUGGAGCGUACGCCUCCUUCCCACCGAUCCAACCCUAGAUCAGCUUCUCGUCUCCAUCGCGUUUCCGAAUCCAACCGAGAAUCUCCCAACCUCUCUCUCGAUCUAGUUCUACCAUCUCCCAAGAACAACGGUACUCCAUACCCAUCGCCCGCCUCCGUUAGAUCCUCUUGUUCUCCCGUUCCUGUUCGCGAACUCCUCUUGUUGUCUCCUCCGCUCCGUAGAUCGAGAACCCGUUUGGCUGACAAGCUCGAAAUGUCCAUGGACGAAGCUCCGGAGCCUGCUGGGGCCGUGCGCAGGCGGUGCAGGUCGAAGGUAGGGCAAAAGGGCAUUUUGGCUAGUGCCUCGCCGAGGAAUGCCCGCAGAUCGAAGAGACGAUCUGAGGUGGUGGAGGUGAAGGAAGAUAAGGAACCGAACGUCGUCAUCGACGAAGCCCUAAAGCCAAGGAGACGAAAGACGACCCGUCGGUCUAAGAAGGAGAAGCAAAGUUCAGUCCCUUUGUUGCCUUCUCCUUGUCCACCUUCAAACCCAAAUGAGGAUGUGUGUGAAGGCGAUUUGGAUGGGAUUGGAGCAAUCGUGGAUGAUUUGGUUAUGUGGAGAGAUGUUGCAAAAUCCACCCUCUGGUUCGGUUUUGGAUGUUUGGGUUUCUUGUCAUCUUUCUUUUCCAAGGGAGUCAGCUUUAGUGUUUUCUCAGCGGUUUCCCACCUCGGCCUUCUGUUUCUCGUUGCAUCGUUCUUGUCAAACACCCUUUGUCAAAGCAACAGCCAAGAAACGAAGCGAGGAUUUUGCGUGGGGGAGCAGGACAUUUUGCGGAUAGCCAGACGGGUUCUUCCGGCGACCAACCUGGCGAUUUCAAAGAUGAGAGAGCUCUUCUCAGGAGAGCCAUUGAUGACAUUAAAAGUGACACCCUUUCUGAUAAUUGGAGCUGAGUAUGGUCACCUGAUCACACUGUGGAGGCUAUGCGCCGUUGGGUUUUUCCUCGGCUUCAGUGUUCCAAAGCUCUAUUCCUGCUACUCCAUCCCCAUAAACCAGAAAGUCGAGAGGAUGAAGAAGAGGGUAGUUGAAGGAUGGGGAGGCUGUUCCCACAAGAGGAUGGUUGCACUCUCCGCCGCUACAGCUUUCUGGAACCUCACUUCCUUCAAAUCUCGCAUUCUCGCAGGUUUCAUGGUAAUGGUGAUAGUACGCUACAGGCGCAUAAAUCUACAUCCUGAGGAAGAAGAGGAAGCUGUGGAGCCAGAGGAGGAGCAAGCCUUGGCGCUUGUGCUUUCACACACAAAAAAAUAAAAUCACCUCUCUCUCUCUCUCUCUCUCUCUCUCUCUCUCUGUAUACUGUUGUUCCUCCUGUCUAAUUAUUUUAAUACCAAAGAAUAAUAACCUUAUGAAAACGCAUUUUUAUUUUUCUUUGCCUAAAAUGCGCAUUUAUAUUUUUCA
This is a messenger RNA of Tarenaya hassleriana, 1522 nucleotides long. Its product is annotated as reticulon-like protein B18. Lineage: Eukaryota; Viridiplantae; Streptophyta; Magnoliopsida; Brassicales; Cleomaceae. The coding region runs from base 95 to 1375 and encodes 426 amino acids. The record is from RefSeq and is a predicted model, not a curated record. The transcript has 8 exons.